AACCCAAGAAUGUCCAGUUGCCUUCUGGAAAAAAAACACCUUUGGGACAACCAUGACCUGGAUGAUUGAGAAUCUCCAUAAACACUUAAAAGGGCCUUCUUAGUCCAGCAUGUUGUUUUUCUCAAUGGCCAACCAGAUUCUUUUGGGCUGCUCCCAAAGAGAGGAUGUAGAUCUCUGCCUCUCCUGAACUUAUUUUAAAUUCCUCUAGGAAUUUAAUCAACCUCCUUUUAAAUCUACCCCAGUUAAUAGCUCUCGCCACAUCUUCUGGGGAAUAAAUUCCACUAGGUGCUAAAAAUUUCCAUUGGAGCUUCUAUCACAGGUAACAUCAACAAGUCGGCGUGCUUUAUCCAACUCCCCAAUGACCGAGGAGUCUCAAUGUUAGAAAAAGAAAUAGAAUUAGUUCUAGUUUAUCUCCUAGCUUUUUAUCUAGUUAUUCAGUCCACAAAGAAAUUCAGGGUGUAGGAAGAGUUUAAGGAAAAGCCUGUUGAAACUUUGCCACAAAGCAUCUCUCUCUCUCUCUCUCAAUCUCUCUCUCUCUCUCUCUCCCUCUCUCUCUCUCUCUCUCUCUCUCUCUCUCUCCUUCUGAUGAAACAUAGCUGCAUGCAGAGAGAGAAAUCUGUUUGUCUCUCUACUUCUAAAGAAAGGAAAGAGGAGAAGCAGUGGAUGAAAUCAGCUCUCAAGUCAGCUGUCCACAAGGCAGAUGGAUCUGUCGCCAUUCCUUUGCCUCUGAAGGAGAAUGUGCAGCCCAGCUGGAGAAGUGAGACAGCUAAAGGAGAAGCAGUGUCCAUUUGUGUCUAUCACGCUGCAAAGCACAAACGUUCAGAAGGAACUCUACUUCAGCUGUGCUCUCUCCGGAAAGUCAAAUUUUCUGGAUCUAGUAGCUCAACAGCAAAGAUCUGACCAGUCUGGACGAGAAGUGUCUCCAGAAGAUACCUCCCUAAUAGUUCCCAGGUAGGGUCCUUCAGCAGUGAAACCUUUUCGGAUUCCAUCCAGCAGCGAAAGAACAAGCAAAGCCUUGGGAGAAGAUGAAAGAGUUUUCCUAUGCAACAUAAAGAUUUAUAGUGCCCCCCAAAAUUGAUCUCAUACUCCAAUGUAUGAAUUCAACAAGAACUCCUUUUUGGGACUGUGUAAAAAAGUAGCAACGUGUUUAUGAGUGAGUGGAGGAGAAUGGACAAGGCCUGAGUAAGCAAUGACUGAACUUGUUUUUAGACACCAUGGAAAUCUUACUGGCCGUGCUCACCCACACCCAACAUUGGCUACAGAAGCAGCAACUGCAGAUAAAUAUUCUAACUUGUAUAUGUACGUGGGGCUGUUCCUGACCCUGCUAGCCAUCCUGCUCAUUCUUCUGUUCACGAUGCUCCUCCGUUUAAAGCACGUUAUAUCUCCCAUCACCACAUCUCCAGAGAGAACGGAGAACACCCAGGCAUUCACAGAUGUGGAAAUGCAUACCAGGAUUCCCAGCCCUUAAAAAAAAUGGGACAUAACAGGUUGCACAGAAAGGACAUGUGAAGAUGCAUCUUUUGGUUCACUGGAUGAAAUGUGGGGAUGUUGUCCACCGUUGGCCCAGCUGAAAACUGUCCAGGCAACUCAGGCUUCGGGACAGCUGAAGGCUGCAAGGCUGCAAUGGGCAGAAGCAGGACCUUGGGAGACAAUUAUGGAAGCAAAGAAUAGACACAGGUUUGUGAGUUCAGGACCACAGACAGCAACCAAAGAAUACAUUCCUUGAUCCAGUUCUGGCCCAAAGCAAUUUACAGCUUUUUAUAGUCUGUCUUAGAUUUAUUUUAGCAGCUCUGCCUCUUUAAGGCUUGAAUCAUAUUUUCAAAGGAUCAUCACCAUCAUCUUAAGUUGGGAGGGAGGGGCUAUAGUUUUGCAUUUGGAACUGCAUGCCCAAGAAAAGAAGGAUUUGAACAUGUUUGCCAAAGACAAAUAAAAAGAAAGAUUAAGAUUAAGGUAACUAUUCCAUGGAAUAGAAUAGAGCUGGAAGGACCUUGGAGGUCUUCUAGUCCAGCCCCCUGCUCAAGCAAGAGAACCUAUACCAUCUCAGACAAGUGACUGUCCAGUCUCUUCUUAAGAAGGAAAGAAGAGUGAAAGUCACAAUUCUAUAAUUUUGUUUUUUUUCUUUUUUUUUCUUAUCUUUCCUUUGACUUUUUAAAAUAAGAUCUUCUGGAGGCCUAGAUCAACCUAAAGUUGCCCUCCAGCCUCCCAAAGCAGCAGGAUUGCUUUGGGAUUCAUGGAAGGAGUCACAGGAUGUGGAGAAUCUCACCUAAAAAAAAAAUGGGUUAUUAAAAAUUUCCACCAGGUUUUGCUUAUCCUUAGGAGUUGCACAGGCACCCGCUGUGAUGUUCCAUGCAACCGACACUCAUGCAUGCAAAUUUAUGCAAAUUGGUAAGACACCUUUACAUAACACUAAAAAAACAUCCCAAUACUAAGCAUUUUCACUUAUGUUUUCCAAGUCUGGGGCAGUUUAUAUUGGUUUCCUUGGUGAAUUUCUGGAUAUGCAUUUAUUAAAAGAUUAUAAUUUAUGGAUGAUGGAAUUCCUGCUUAAGCUUAA
Messenger RNA from Crotalus tigris (Tiger rattlesnake), 2551 nucleotides. RefSeq names its product serine rich and transmembrane domain containing 2 (gene SERTM2). The transcript is spliced from 2 exons. NCBI's taxonomy places the organism in Eukaryota, Metazoa, Chordata, Lepidosauria, Squamata, Viperidae. Bases 1190 to 1468 code for a protein of 92 amino acids. Gene Ontology annotation, cellular component: intracellular membrane-bounded organelle. The record is from RefSeq and is a predicted model, not a curated record.